This is a messenger RNA of Vicia villosa (hairy vetch), 1362 nucleotides long. RefSeq lists its product as uncharacterized. The record is from RefSeq and is a predicted model, not a curated record. The transcript is spliced from 3 exons. Lineage: Eukaryota; Viridiplantae; Streptophyta; Magnoliopsida; Fabales; Fabaceae. Bases 1 to 1362 code for a protein of 453 amino acids.
AUGAUAGCUUUGAUUCCUAAAGUUAACAAUCCUAUUGCUCUUGAUGAGUUUAGGCCUAUUUUCUUAGUGGGAAGUGUGUACAAGAUUUUUGCUAAGCUUCUAGCGGGUAGGUUGAAAUUAGUCUUUCACAAGCUUAUUUCUAAGUGUCAAACUGCUUUUGCUGCGAAUAGGCAAUUGCUGGAUGGUGUUCUGGUCUCGAAUGAGGUUGUGGUUUUUGCCAAAAGGGUGAAAAGGAAGUGCAUGUUAGUGAAAGUGGACUUUGAAAAAGCUUAUGAUUGUGUCUCUUGGGACUUCCUUAGGAGUAUGUUAAAGAGGAUGGAUUUUGGUGAUCAGUGGUGUGGGUGGAUGGAAACGUUGGGGUUCAAUAGUUCCAUGUCUGUUUUUGUGAAUGGUAGUCCUACAACAGAUUUCAAUGUUGCUAGAGGUUUAUGUCAAGGAGAUCCUAUUUCUCCCUUUCUUUUUCUCUUGGUGGCUGAGGUUUUCUCUGGUUUAAUGCACCAGGCAGUGUCUUUAGGGGAGUUUAAGCCUUUUCGAUUCAAUGAUUCUACUCAGGUUGAUUUGUUACAAUUUGCUGAUAACACUAUUUUGAUUGGAGAAGGCUUUUGGAAGAACUUAUGGUCCAUUAAGGCUUUGCUUAGGGGCUUUGAGUUGGUGUCAGAUCUCCGGGAGAAUUUAUCCAAAAGCAAACUUUAUGGUAUUAAUCUUGAUGUUGAUUUCUUGCAGGCAAUAACUUUUUUCCUGUCUUGCAGUUUUGGUACGAUUCCUUUCGUCUUUUUGGACAUACCCAUUGCUAUUAAUUCUCAGAGACAAAAUUCUUGGGCACCUAUUGUUUCCAAAAUCAGAAGAAAGUUGGUGGUGUGGCAUAACAAAUUUUUGUCUAUUGAUGGUAGCAUGUUUCUAUUGAAUUCGGUUUUAUCCAACAUCCCCAUUUGCUUCUUUUCUUUUUAUAAGGCUCCUAAGGUGGUUCUUAAAGAGAUUACAAGCUCCAAAGAACUUUCCCUUGGGGUGGUUGUGAAGAUUCUAAAAAUGUAUGGUAAUGCAAAGUGGGAGGUUCUAAGUGGUUCUUGUGGGAAUAAGAAGGCAUCUUUAUGGUGGAGGGAUGUGUGCUUAAUUGGGGAACCCUUGAUUAAUGACCCUCAUUCUAAUUGGUUUUAUUCCUCUAUUUUUUGUAAGCUUGGAGACGAGAGGUCUUUAGACUUUUGGAGACAUUGUUCGCUUGGAUCCUCAUCUUUCGAGGUGUUAUUCCCCUAUUUCUAUCGGAAAAGUGGCUUGGGUUAUAUCAAAGUUAUUGAAGUGGGAGGCUGGUUUAAUGAGAUUUGGAAGUGGGAUCUUGGUUUUAAUGGGGGUGAUUUUGAAUGUUGA